CCGCCCCGUCCCAUCCCAUCCCGUCCCAUCCCGCUCCCCGGGCCGGGCCGGGCAGCGGCGAGGGGCAGCACGGACGCAGCCAUGUCGCACGGGGCUCGAGUGAUCCGCACCGGGGUGAGCAGCGGGGGCCCCGCCGCCCCGCCGCCCGUCACCGUCGCCUCCUCCUCGGCGGGCUCGGACGCGGAGCUCAUGGACGGCGGCUAUUUCCGCUCCUGCGCCGGCAUGCUGAAGGUGGCCCAGAUGAUCUCACUGCUGAUCGGAUUCAUCAGCGUAAAUAACUCUCCAUGGACAGAUUACAGUGCAUACAGCUUCUUUCAGAUUGUCACCAUGUGCGACUUGGUUAUGAUUUUGUUCUUCUACAUCAUGCACAUUUUCAGAGUCUACAGGAAGCUGACUUGUGUUAGCUGGCCACUUGCGGAGUUUCUUCAUUAUUUAAUUGGUACAAUUCUGCUUCUCAUUGGAUCAAUUGUAGCAGCAGCUAAGAGUUACAAUAUAACUGGACUUGUGGCUGGAGCGACUUUCGGGUUCCUGGCUACAAUACUUUGUGUUAUAAGCAUGUGGUCAUCCUACAAGGUUUCGUGCAUCACACAGUCAACAAAUGCAUCUGUGUGACUCCAUCACCUGUGCAAGACGUCUGCUUACCUUACCAAACAGGAUACCAAAGAGGAGUGUUCACUACUGAGGAGAGAGCCGUGGGUAUUUUGUUACUAGCCUGGACAAGCUGGUAGCUUUGGAAGAUCUACUUGAAUGCCUAUGCAAAACAAUGUUGUGAACCAAAGUUUUUUUGCUCCCCCCACCUCCCCACACCCAAAGAAGUUUAUAAUGGAGAACCUGCUUCUUUUGAAGAAAAACAACUUCUGUCUCUCAAGCUGGGCUGUGGGGCUAUUUCCAGCUAUUUGCAAUAAGUGUAUUUAAAACUCAUUUGGACAGUCAUUUGGUUCUCCUUUCAGAGGGAUGGAAAAAAUUCCUUCUGAUUUCCUCCAUCUGUUUACACGAGGGGAAUCCUGCAAAUUCCUACCUGAUUCUUGACUUCCAAGGAUUAUAUGUUUAACAAAGGAACAGUUAAAAACUAAUUCGUGCCUGGAUAAGCUGACCCAAGCCUUUGUUACCUCUUUCCAUUGGAACUGUGGACUUUUUCUAACAUCAGCUCAGCCAGCAUCAAAAGUUAUGAACUGCAACUUGAAAACAUCACUGCGAACACUUCUUCCUAGCCCCAACAGCACAUGAUGAAAUCAGGGAUUUUCUCCAUGAAUUUUUAGCAAUCAAAGAUUAUUUGUAAAAAAUUCCCUUGCCAAAUACAGGAAAAUAUGUACCCAAGAAUAUACAUUUAAUAUUUUAUGGGGUCUUUUUUUUUCUCCUUUUCGUAGUAAGACCACUUCUGUAGAAAAUUUCUAUGCAUUUGCUAUAAGUUAUUUGCUUUGUAAUCUAACAGUGUUUAUGGAAAGCCCAUUGUGAAUGGAACAAUGCACAUCUUUCUCUCUCUUACAUGUGGUUUUGUCACUUCCUCUGCCUCAGCUGGAAUAUGUGCUCCUGGGGACUCUGCCCAGAGCCUGGACAGACAGAACAGUUCAGUUUUAUCCAGCCUGGUGUCAUCAUGAAAUUCUAUGUAACUUCAGUGCUGAGACAAUGCCUUCUUGGCACCUUUGUCUUUCCUUUUGCAGUCCAUCUCUGGUGAGCUGGGAAUUCUUUGCAGGAAAAAAGGAAGCAUGGGCUUUUCCUCCUCUUCCUUGGUGCUUCUCCUUUCAUGUCUAACUGGGAAGUAGAACUUGGAUUAUUCUGUCGAGAUCGCUGCAUGAUGGUGCAGCAGAAGUUGCAUUUAUACAGUUUACCAGGGACACUCUGAAGAAAAAAGCAUUUUCUGGCCUGCUGUAUAUUUUUCUAUUUGUCUGAAAUACUGCAUCAAUAUUGCCAAGUAAUUUAAUGGUUUUCUCAGAAAAUUCCUUUUGUGCCUCAGGGCAAGUCAACAUAUAUUGCUAUUUGUUGCCACCUUUUUUUUUUUUUUUUCUAUCCUUAUAUAUGUAUCUUUACUUAGAAUUUAUUUUUAACUCUGGUAAUUGGCCAACUGCUAAAGUGUCAAAAAUUUUGAGUAAGUAAAUGAAAAUAACUGAGCAGAUAACUUGAAGAGGUAAGAAUCCCCCUCCUCAUGGUGCAGUUUCCGUGAUUCUUUUUUGUAUUCCUUUUCAAAAGUGCCCUAUUUAGAGCAACACAGAGCAGGAAACAAUUUGAAAGCACUGUGGAAAAAACUGUGUUUUUGGUGGAUGAAGGUACAUACAUUCACUCUAAGAUAAAGUGCUUCAACAUUAAUACAGAGGAUUAUUCAAAUCACACACACACACGGUUAUGUGAGUAAUUUUUUGCAGCAGGGGUGCUUGAUCACCAGUCCUCCUGCCAAGACUGACUUUACAGUUUUUGGAAACCAGCGGUCUGACUUUAAUUUGGACGGGUAUGACAGAUGUUUAAGGGUACAACUUCUGCUGUUCCCCUAGAAGAAAAGGACUGUGUUUAUUUCUCCUUCACCUCCUGAGGUAUCCCCCCAGAUUGACAGUAGGAACCUUCCCAAGAGCUUUAAGCACACUUGGCAAUCCUGUGCCAAGCCAAUGUUCUGCUGCAGACAGUGUGAAUGCAGCUGGCACCUCAGCGCUGCGGUGGCAGUGGGGACAAGCACCUGCUAAGGACUGGGGCAGGAGCCUGAGCUUGCUCUACAGAAAAGGCUGUUUCCACUUUCUCCUGGAACCAUGCCCUCUCUCCUGGCACUAUACAAGUUUUUUUUUUUUUCUCUGCCUCUCACAUCACUCUGUCACUUGUCACCAUAUGGAGAAAAAAAAAGUCCAGAGGGAAUUUCAUGCAGUCUAACAACCAAAGAAUUUCUGAGCUAUGUUCUGUGGUCAUCCAAAGGAUAUGUUUUGCUGUAAGCACACUUGCAGUGAUCAAGAGAUGUAAGUUACCAGUUCCCUUUUGGUUUUUGUGCCUACUGGCAGGGCUAAAAUAUUCCUGCAGCUUUGGCUGUUGUGACAGUGCUGGGUCCAUAGACCCACCAGAUGCUCCUAAUCAGGAUGCUCUCAGGCUGGAAGACUGACAUCUCUGCUGCCAAAGUUUCCUUGCUUUCCCCAAGUCCUCCUUCUGAAGCGUGUCUACCAAGAAAAGCACAGAUUUUCUGUUAUCACCAGCUCCACCGGGGCUCGUUGAAUGACAGCUCCGUCUGGCAGGGAAUUCAACACCUCUCUGCUGUACCUCUGCCAGCAAAAGUGUCUUAAGUUUCCUUCAGUGUCAACCUGGCUCUGAAAGCUCCAUCUGUCUGCAACUUUGUCAAAUAUGGGAUUCCAGCUGUUUUAGAAAUAAACUCUGUUAGCUAUUUGGGUGAUGUGGAGAAUCA
Parus major (Great Tit) is the source of this 3373-nucleotide messenger RNA. It is a transcript of the gene CMTM7, whose product is annotated as CKLF like MARVEL transmembrane domain containing 7. The record is from RefSeq and is a predicted model, not a curated record. Lineage: Eukaryota; Metazoa; Chordata; Aves; Passeriformes; Paridae. Gene Ontology annotation, cellular component: membrane. The transcript is spliced from 5 exons. Bases 82 to 612 code for a protein of 176 amino acids.